Molecule: messenger RNA, 1079 nt
Organism: Ipomoea triloba (trilobed morning glory)
Lineage: Eukaryota; Viridiplantae; Streptophyta; Magnoliopsida; Solanales; Convolvulaceae
Exons: 1
Coding region: 87-428 (113 amino acids)
Source: RefSeq, a predicted model, not a curated record
CAGAAGGCAAAAGCCAUUCCCAAUCCCCUUUCUCUCUCUCUCUAUCUCUCUCAGCUUCCAUCAAUUCUCUCUCUGUCUCUGUUAACAUGGAUUUCCUCAGCACAUCAACAAAGUCCAUGAAAACACAGCUAGCCAUAGCAGACGCCGCCUCCUGGUACUGCGGAAUCGUCCUGCUCUGUCUCCUUCUCCUCUGCUCCGACAACUCCUCCUCGGACGCCUCCGACGCCGUUUCCGUCCGAGGAAAUCAGCUGUCCAACAACCGCCCGUGCGACGAAAUCUAUGUGGUCGGAGAAGGCGAAACGCUCCACACCAUCAGCGACAAGUGCGGCGAUCCUUAUAUAGUGGAGCAGAACCCCCACAUCCAUGACCCCGAUGAUGUCUUCCCAGGCCUUGUCAUCAAAAUUACUCCUCAUCCUCUUACUAGGUAGUUCAAAUUUUACAACAAAAUUUUAUACUAGACAAUAAUUUUCCUUUUUUUUUUUUUUUUUUAACUUCAAAAUACUUAAGAAUCACACAGGUUAUAGAAAAGUUAAUUUCAGUUUUAAUCUUUUUGUAUUUGGUUUUUGAAUUUAAAGCUGACCAAAUUUGAUUUCUAAAUAUUAAAAAUACGGUCUACAAGUAACAUAUUUUAUAAACAGAUAUAAUACUUUUUUAAUAAUCUAGAAUCAAAUUUGGUCGAUUUUAAAUUUAAUAAUAAAAAAUUAAUAUUUGAGAGAUGAAAACUAUAAAUAUAUCUACUUUUGAUGUAACAUUUCACUUUGUUCUUAAACAAUUGAAUCCUCAACCUCGGCCCAUGUCCGAGCGCGGGACAAAGAUUUGGGAAGAUGUACUGUUGUUUGCCUGUUUGUUUGGGGGAAUUGUAUCAACCAAAGUAGAAUUUUAUGUACGGUUAAAAGGUAAAAAGUGGGAUUAAUUCUUAAAUUUGAAUUUAAGAAUUUGUUUCUACUUUUUAUUUGGUUAUUAGUGUUGUACACGGAAAAGGAGGAAGUGAGGAAGACAUAUAGCAGGAUGAUGUUAUAGAUUGCUAAUUUAUUUGAUCAUCAUGGUGAAUGAAGUAUAUAUACACAGUUAAUAUCUCC